UCAAAUCAACAAGCUCAAUAAAGGAAACUAUCCGGAUCAUAAAAGAUCCGAAUUUGUGACCCUUAUAAGGUUCGGAUCCGAAUAACAGUAACCCGAAUACCGAGCCAAAUCGGCGGGGACUCACUUCAAAUUCAAUUUCUCCAGCAAAUCGGAGCGAAUUCUAAACCCUAGAAGAAGAAGUAGCUACAACCGGAGAUGGAGGACGCAGCUCAGAUUGACAACGGUAAUCCUCCAGCGGCAGCGGCGGCGGCGGCGGAGAACGAAGAGGAGGAGGCGGUAAUUGGACCGGGUCCAGCUCCACGUGCACGUGCGAAGCGUCCUCUUCAAUUUGAACAAGCUUAUCUCGAUUCACUUCCUUCAGCUAACUUGUAUGAAAAAAGUUACAUGCACAGAGAUGUGGUCACUCAUGUAGCUGUUUCAGCAGCAGAUUUUUUCAUUAGUGGGAGUGCUGAUGGCCACCUGAAAUUUUGGAAGAAAAAGCCUGUUGGUAUCGAGUUUGCAAAACAUUUUAGAUCUCAUCUUGGACCAAUUGAAGGCCUUGCAGUUAGCAUUGAUGGUAUGCUUUGUUGUACGAUCUCAAGUGAUAAGUCCGUGAAAAUAUAUGAUGUAGUGAAUUUUGAUAUGAUGUCCAUGAUUCGUCUUCCAUUCAUACCUGGAUGUGUUGAAUGGGUAUAUAAACAAGGGGACGUCAAAGCUAAACUUGCUGUUAGUGAUCGUAACUCCUCAUUUGUGCAUAUAUACGAUGCAAGAGCUGGUACAAAUGACCCUAUAAUAUCUAAAGAGGUACACUUGUGCCCCAUCAAAGUCAUGAAGUAUAAUCAUGUCUUUGAUACUGUGAUAUCAGCAGAUGACAAAGGGAUCAUUGAGUACUGGAGUCCUUCCACACUUAAGUUCCCAGAGAAUGUGGUGAAUUUUAGAUUGAAGAGUGAUACUAAUCUCUUUGAAAUUGUAAAAUGUAAAACUGCUGUUUCUUUGAUAGAGGUAAGCCCUGAUGGUAAACAGUUUUCUGUAACUUCACCAGAUCGCAGGAUUCGUAUAUUUUGGUUCAGGACAGGUAAACUAAGACGUGUGUAUGAUGAAUCUCUUGAGGUGGCACAAGAUCUCCAGAGGAGUGAUGUUCCCUUAUACCGACUUGAAGCUAUUGAUUUUGGGCGAAGAAUGGCUGUGGAAAAAGAGAUUGAGAAAACAGAACAUGUACCACAACCUAAUGCUGUUUUUGAUGAAAGUUCCAACUUCCUUAUAUAUGCAACUCUCUUAGGAAUUAAAGUUAUAAAUCUACAAACUAACAAGGUAUCCCGUAUCCUGGGAAAAGUGGAGAGCAAUGAUAGAUUUUUGAGAAUUGCUUUGUAUCAAGGUGAUAAAAGUAGUAAAAAAGUAAGAAAAAUUCCUGCUGCAGCAGCAAAUGCAAAUGAAAGCAAGGAGCCCCUGGUAGAUCCAACUCUACUUUGCUGUGCUUUCAAGAAACAUAGAAUCUAUUUGUUCAGUAAGAGAGAACCUGAGGAACCUGACGAUCCUACCAAGGGAAGAGACGUCUUUAAUGAAAAGCCACCUCCUGAUGAACUUUUGGCUGUAUCUGACAUUGGGAAGGCGGUCACGACAUCCCUUCCAGAUAAUGUGGUCCUGCAUACCAGUAUGGGCGACAUUCAUAUGAAGCUAUACCCUGAAGAGUGUCCAAAAACAGUGGAGAACUUUACAACACACUGCAGGAAUGGAUACUAUGAUAACUUGAUAUUUCAUCGGGUCAUCAAAGGCUUUAUGGUUCAGACAGGAGACCCAUUAGGAGAUGGCACGGGUGGCCAAUCUAUUUGGGGAAGGGAGUUUGAAGAUGAGUUCCAUAAAAGUCUGCGACAUGAUAGACCCUUCACUGUCUCGAUGGCUAAUGCUGGGCCAAACACCAAUGGCUCUCAAUUCUUCAUAACAACUGUUGCCACUCCAUGGUUGGACAAUAAGCACACUGUUUUUGGCAGAGUGGUGAAAGGAAUGGAUGUUGUACAGGCUAUAGAGAAAGUGAAGACCGACAAAGGUGACAAGCCAUACCAGGAUGUAAAAAUAUUGAAUGUGACUGUUCCAAAAUCUUAAAAGGGGUUCUUGUCGCGGCUGUGCUCCAAAUUGGAUGAUUUACAUCGACAUAUACUACACCACGACGUAUGUUGGAAAGUAAUGGCAAUCCUCGUUGGACCCUGAUCUGAUAUGUAACCUGCGUAAUCUAUGACUUCUGGUACUUUUCUCAAAACACAUUAAACAAAAUACAUUCCUCAGUUUUGAUUAUAUCAAAUCGCGCCUCUGGGAAUUAGAACUGGGAGUUGCUGGUUAAUCCAAUGUUAGCUUAUCGGCGUGACUAGAGGAGUGAGCGAAGUAGAACUGGGAGUUGCUGGCUAAUCCAAUGUUAAGCUUAUCGGCGUGACUAGAGGAGUGAGCGAUUUCUCUUACCGACUCAGAGUUUUCCAUUCCAGACAUAUCAGUGGGACAGAACAGAAGUACAGAACAAGCUAUUUAUCAUUCUUCUUGGGGUUGUGGCUGAUAAUUUAUGUUGGAUGGCUAGGUUUGCAGUACCAAUAAAGACAGCAUCACUUGUAAUGUACUGUUUAUGAUAUGUAGACCUUUUUGACAAUUUUAAAGUUCCCAAGUUUAUACAUUUGAAUUUUAAUGAACACACUUCUCUUCUUUUGUUCAA
Molecule: messenger RNA, 2674 nt
Organism: Capsicum annuum
Lineage: Eukaryota; Viridiplantae; Streptophyta; Magnoliopsida; Solanales; Solanaceae
Product: peptidyl-prolyl cis-trans isomerase CYP71
Exons: 13
Coding region: 196-2079 (627 amino acids)
Biological process (GO): protein folding; protein peptidyl-prolyl isomerization
Molecular function (GO): protein binding; peptidyl-prolyl cis-trans isomerase activity
Source: RefSeq, a predicted model, not a curated record